UUACCUUUGCAAAAGAUGUAUUUGCAUUAAAUAUCUUGUAGCUCAUAUAUACAUUUUCAGAUUUCUUUCAAAUUUUUCCAAUAUGAUUACGACAGUUGUCUCAUCGCAGUGUUAAUAAAUAUCAAAAUAUUUCGUAUAGCUCAGAUAAUAAAUUCAUGAGAGGUUUCUAUAAGUGUUCGGUUACUUCCGUGAAUCACUGUAUCUAUUUUGUGAUUGUUUCGUUUGGAAUUUUGUGUUUCAUUUAUCUUUGACGAGUUUCGUUCGUCAUGUUCGUGUUCCAAGAACUAAAUAACCAUCAAACGUUAACUUUGUAGAGAAAAGAGAUAGAAAUAUGGUCAAUUUGAACGACGAAGACGCACAGACCUUUCGGUACGAAGAUCUCAUUAACGCGUCGAUUGCUAAAUGCUUCCUACUUGGAUGGUUCGAAAUCCACGAUCGCUGCGAGAACACGCUUGGUUAUCAAAGGGUCGUCAACCUGGCGUUUCGUAGAGAACGAUCAAAGAAAUACCUGUAAAUACGACACAGUCAGGUAGAUAUAGUCUGAACCGCCGCGACUCUUUGAGUGGAUGGAAGUCUGCUGAUAAGUAUGAUCACGCAAUCUCUAAUUUGCGGCGCGAGUGUGGAAAAGUCCACGAUGAACAGGAAAUUAGAAAAACACGCGUAUGAUUAACUUUUUAACGCUCGCUUGUCUGUCUCAUUGCGUUAUUCAUUGAUUUUCGUGAAUCGAAAUUGUAUCUUACAUGGAAGAUGUCGCUUUGCUAUAUGUAUAUACUAAAUAUUAAUACACAAAGCGGAAUGAUCUGUCUCUUUAUUUUGGUAAAAAAAGCUUCGCUUUCUUCAUAGUGGUAAAAAUAUUUCGUAUACCUUGUAUAUACAUUGACAAUAUAGAAAAUGUAUUACUAUAUUUAGAAGGUAUGAAUUUAUGUAUGAAGGCUUGCACAUUCUUGGAUGAAAAAUUUGAAAUUGAAUGCGAUAUGAUUUACGUUAUACUCCAUCUUUCGCUUUUUUUUUCUUUAUCUUGAUAAAGGUAUUUCGUACACUAUUGUGAACGUAGAAAACAUUGUUACAAUUUUUACAAGAAGGCGUAAGAAAUCUCAGUCGGUUCGUGCUCGGAUAUAAAAUUGAAAAGAAAUCUGACCGUUAAAAGUUUAAGGACCACUACGUGUUAAAUUUCUCCCCUCCGAUAUCUUCGAAUUAAACGUAAUUACCAAGCAGAACGACAUAGCUUCGCUCUCGAAAAGAGAAGUCUAAUAUAUUCGUCGCGUUUCCAAACUGACAGGCGAAAGUAAUUUUGCGACGCAAAAUGGUUGUACAUGUAGAAAGUACAAGGUUCGCCAGGAGAAGAAAGUGUCAUCGAGCUGACUAAAUGGCGGGUUUCGGUUCGUGUACGCGCCGGUUUGAACAUUAACCGAGUAGUACACGCCCCGUGUUCCAGGCGUCGCGUCGCCAUGGAGUCCGGCGCGUGGUGAAAGUCAUUUUGGUUGGCGAUGGGCUGAUUAUUAUGCUAUCCGAGCAAUCGUCAUUCAAUUAUUACACCCAGUGACCCUCGUCUUCGUUCGGCGUAAUUACGUUGCACGCGUGAAAUAUUGCCGCCCGCCUACUGCGUUGCGCGAAAUUCAACGCAUAUGCAAAUCAUCGACGUUCAACACUUUUUCAAAUUCAAUUUACGUUCACGCGCUCGUCGUGUUAAUGGGAGUGGUGCACUUCUGUUGUCCACCUUGAGUUAGGAAAGGUAGUAUCAUUGGUAAUUGCGUGUUAUUGUUCUCUUUGAAGAUUAACAGAGAAAAGUUGCAAUACCGCGAGUUGUUUACGCGAACGAUCGUGUCUGACCGGUGACAAGAAUUAUCUACUGCCGCCGCAUAUUUCUUAUCUUGCGCUCCGUCGAUUAAAUUUAGAAUUGGAGAGAUCAAGGCGGUUAAAGAAAGAAACACCAAAAACAGCGACAGCGGAGGUGAAGGGGCAUGAUAAGCAAGGACACUAGUGUUUCGCGAGAAUCAGGUGAUCUGGUAGACUAUAAUCAAGCGUUUAGCAUCCAAAGGACGAGGGAGUACCGACAGAUGUGUCGUCGCGUUUCUCGACAACGAAUAUCGGAAUGACGCGUCGAUCAAGUCGUGGCUGGGCAGAGGGCGCAAGGACUUCAUUAAACGGAAAAAAGUAAUACACGUCGUGUUUGGAGCUUGUUGGAGAAGUCUUGGAGUGGAAGAAGGAAGAUCGUCGAACUUAUCAAAUACAAGAUUAAGAAGCGAUCGUGGGUUUAUUGUCUCGUCUCUCCGCAGCAACAGCGAUGGAUAACGUCCUCCCGUCCCUAUCACGAUGUCGUUACUAUGAGAUCCUUCGUGCUGUUAUACCCGACUUUUCCUUACAUCAGACAGCUUCCAGAAGAACACCGUUCGAAUACUUCGACGUUUUCUAUUAGUAAUAAAUCUUACAUCUUGUUCGUCACGCAAAGAAAGAAGUUACAAACAAAACGAAACAAAACAGAAGAGAAAGUUCGGGUCGGUCAAAGAAGAAAUUAAACAAACACAGAAAAAUUGAAGAACCAUAGAAUUUAAUACAAGGACGUUUCAUGAAGAAGAUCAAACUUAACAAAAGGGAGAAAACCAGAAGACAACAGUGAUCUCGUUUAACCUCGAGUGGAGAUCACUAAAUCGCAGAAUCGCUCGCGUUUGAUUAACGUAAUUGCACAAGGACAGCCGACGACUGUCCCUGUGGGUGGUGUGUGGAAGAAGCAGAAGGGCGUCGAUAAAGAAUAGAGGGGUGCGUGGUGAAACGCGACGAGAGGGUGAAGUGAAGGUGUCCUCGUGGGGUGCCAGAGUGAGCACGAUAGCACCUCUGGUGCCCUCGGCCGUGGGUCCCGAGGGGACGGACGCCAUGGCGGCCUCUUCGUCCUCGUCGAGCGGCGAGCAACAGUACUCACUCAGGUGGAACGACUUCCACUCGAGCAUCCUCAGUUCAUUUCGUCAUCUGAGGGACGAGGAGGAUUUCGUGGAUGUGACCCUGGCAUGCGACAGUAGCAGCUUCACCGCGCACAAGGUCGUCCUCUCUGCGUGCAGUCCUUACUUCCGACGGCUCCUCAAGGCGAAUCCAUGUCAGCAUCCGAUUGUGAUCCUGAGGGACGUUGCCUCGUCCGAUAUGGAGUCGUUGCUGCGCUUCAUGUACCACGGCGAGGUUCACGUGGGACAGGAGCAGCUGGCUGCCUUCCUCAAAACGGCGCAGAUGCUUCAGGUUCGGGGGUUGGCCGAUGUGAACAGCGGUGCUGCCACAGCGAAAAUUCCACCUCCUUCGUCGUCUGGUGGAAACAACGGUAGUGCACCGGCGACACCACGCAAUCCGUGGCAAGAUAACGGCAGGGGAGAAUUGAACGAGGGUGCUUUGAGUCCUCCACCAGAGAAGAGACCUAGAAGUUAUAGUCCACCGUUGGGUAACCACGUGGAGCAGAAAACUGACCUGCAGGAAUCACUUCUGGGGCAGGCCCUGGAAGGAGGACCCACGAUACACACGACACCUACGAAUAAUGUACAGACGCAGUCUACAGGCGAUGAAUCAAAUUCAAUGUCAGAUGAAGAGGAGAUGUCGAAUAACGACAGUAUCCUGAAUUCCGUGAAGACGGAACCAAGCGACAUUUUAAAUGAUUCUAUAGAACACCAUCGUAACUCGUUUCCUACGGCGCUCUUGGGAAUACCAGGACUGAUACCAGGGCCAUCCGGGAUCCACGCGGCGAAUCAGGAUCCGAAUUACGUCGGUCGCCGCGGUUUGGACAUGAUGCGGGUCCGCGCCACAGAUCCACGUCCCUGCCCGAAAUGCGGUAAGAUCUAUCGAUCUGCCCACACGUUGCGAACUCAUCUGGAAGAUAAGCACACGAUCUGUCCUGGCUAUCGUUGCGUUCUCUGCGGCACCGUGGCGAAAUCAAGGAACUCUUUGCAUUCGCACAUGUCGCGGCAGCAUCGUGGAAUCAGCACUAAGGACCUACCAGUACUACCGAUGCCGAGUCCGUUCGAUCCUGAACUGGCGUCGCGUCUAUUGGCCAAGGCGGGUGUCAAGGUGAGUCCCGCGGAAUUACGAGCUCGUGCCAGUCCCACGGGACCCAGAAGGGGUGACAUGAGACUGGAGAUACCUCGAGGAGGCGCGCCAUCCGAGGCCGGAAGCAGCAUCUGCGGCGGGGACGACCCGGAAGACCUAACGCUGCCGCUCAGCCUGAGGUAUGGAUCGCCGACGCCAAACAAUAACACUGUGAUCACCAAAGUAAGCGGUAGCAACAGCGGCAUUAACUCCAAAAAUUCGACUGCGACGGCGAUUGCGGCCAAGUCUUUAGACACCAUGCACGGCAGCCGUGAGCCAAAUACGGCUCCUCUUCAUCCACCCGGACAUCUUCAUCCUAGCCAUCAUAACACCAGCGCCACUGGAUCGGCGAUCAUCGAUACGUAUCUACAAUUUAUCGCGGAGAAUUCCGGAUUGACCACAAUGGGACUUAGUGCAGAGCAAGCUGCUGCGGUAGCGGCUGCACACGCGGCUAAGAUGGCUCACAUGAGCGCGAUGGAUAAAUUAGGCAGUCGUGGGAUCGAAGAUUAUCCUAUGAUCGGCAGAGAUGAGGGUCGAGGACCGGGAGUAGUGCACGAGGAUCGUCAGGAUACGUUGCAGGAUAGGCACGUUGGACUUUUGGACGAAGGCGAGACGUCCGGCGGCGAAGAAGAUGACUUUAGCGAGAACGAGGAGCCAGAGAUCGUUAAAGCGGAAUAGAUGGCACGUUAGCGGAAUCUUCCGAACAGAUUUUGUGAUACGUGACCCGAUUAGGAAGUACUUCUGAAAAGAGGUGUCCUGUAUCUUGGAUCCAGCCACGUCCUCUUCCUUCGCGGUCAAAUCCAUCCACUACCUCAGUAGAGACUUACUCCUGUUUUCUUUUCGUUACGAGAGAUGGAACGCUUUUGAUUUUUUUCCAAAGAAGGAAGAAGGAAGAAGUUGAGAAAACGAAGUCACUGCAGAACACAUACGUACCCAUGUGUCUUUGGAUUGGAGAACGAAUCCCUCCUUCGUUACAGAGAAACAAACGGAAUUUUUCGUUGCCCACAGACACACGUACGCCUUCCGGGAGGAUAUGCGUAUGAACACAUAUACACAUGUGUAUAUGCGCGUAUACAGUUUUUAGCCUGUUUAAAAUAUUCCAUCUGUCUACCUCAGUGAACACGAUAAACGAUAAGUAAUGGGACAGACCAAGACGAAUGAAUCUCAUGAAUCAUGAAUUUAGGGGAAAGUAAUAUGAUGAAACGAUUGGAGAUGAAGAGGUCUAUCACCAUGGCUAUUCGACGAUGUCAGUUGCGCUACAGCAAAUGUUCAAGUGAAAAAGAUAUAUUGCGAUGAAAAUAUUGUUCAUGGUAUCAACGACUGUGUUUCUAUAGGAUCGCAGACGAAAGUCUCGGAUCGAGAAGCAAGGCAACGCCAAGGCAACUGUUUGAUCCUUUUUAUUUUCUAUAGGUAGAAAAGAAAAGAGAGAAAGACAAGUAAAGAACAGCGAUCGUAGCGUGUACGCAAUUGGCGCGAUGAUAUUAUUAUUAUAUUAUAUCAUAUUAUUAUAUAUAAAUGUUGAGGAAAAAUAUAUAUUGUCUAGAUAUAUAGAGAAGUUAGUUUACAACGGCACGUACGUACGUACACGGAUACACAUAAAAAGAAUGAAUAAUAAUAAUAAUUGGAGGGGAAGAGAAUAUUAAAGUAAUGGCUAGAGUGGAUACGUGUAGCGCCAGGGUUAGCACCCUUUGUAUUUUUUAGAAGAGCGCACUCACCUGCAAACAUGCGUAUACAAGGCACUACGUACAUUAAAUACACUCUCAUACAUACUACAUUUUACUUUUUAACGUAUUGUGGUAAUACACAUACACAUAUACACAAACGUAUAUACAUGAAAAGUUAUGUAUUAUCGCGUGAUUUAAAAUUACGUGCGGUCGUGUUUUCGCCGAUUAAGAGUCGCUCUAUAGAAGUGCGACGAUUAUUGCGAUUGUUAAUUGUCUAUUCGCUUUAUCGUAGGGAAAGAGGCGGAAUAUGAAACAGAACGAUACCGGGUAGCUCAACAUGUCAAUCGGCAAACAAGAAAUCUUAAUGCUGGUUUAUGUUUAGCGAAGUCGGCCAAACUUUCUUUAAUAGCCUGGAGAGAAUUCUUAGGACAACGUGAUAAAUGGUGUCAGGAUUCGAGAUAGAAAAAGAAGGAGAUAUUUCUUACACAAUCCUCGAGAUGAUGCGUUUUGAAACUGGUCAGUUGAAUUUGAAAUUUUGCUCUGUUUUGAAAUUAGAAUUAGAUAAAGUAGCGCGCGAACUAGGAAAAGAAGGCUUUGACUUAGGUGAAUCAUAAAAUAAUCAAGAACAGGCCCUUCUUGUCGUUCCUUUCGUCAUGCGGAACUCCUCCCCCCCUCCCCCCUUCGUUCUUCUAUUCAAUCGAACCUGUCGAUUAAUCGAACUGGAAACAAAAAUCCAUCCCCCAGGGCUUGCCAUGACCUUUCUAGUACUUAAGUUCUUUUUUUCGGCUUGGGCGAUUUUCUUCUUUCUUGAGGGGAACGACACGAUUCUUUCACCCGUGGACGAGAUCUGCUCAUAGACGAUUAGUUGCUCGUGUACUUUUUUUUCCAAAAGAAUAAUGAGAGUGAAAGAAGGAAAAAUGUGAUGCAAGGGGACUGAUAGUAUAGAGUCACGAGUAGAACGAGAACCACGAUCCAUCUUUUCUUCAUGUUCGUGUUGCUUUUGCUCCUGGAGCAUCCAUCGAAGUCUUUUCCGCAUUCUUAUAUGUCUUUGACUCAUCUCGAUCAACGAUUUUCCUCUCUCAACUCGCGUUAUCUAUAAACCGGUCGAUAUUUCUUUUCCAACGAAUUUUCGUUUCACGAUAGGUAUAUGUAGGAUUUUUAAUAUUAUCGUAUCUCGUUUGAAUCAUGCUCCAGAAUUUUACAAACGUGAUUCUCGUUCUUCGAGUGAUAUGUAGGGUGGAGAGCGGAAGACGAAAAGAAAGAUAGAGGAAGAGGCAGUUUCGAACUCGUAGAUCGCAAUUAUGCGCGCGAUUUCGUGUUUAGGCUCGAAAUGUAUAAUACUAAAAUGGUUCCUACUAAUUGAAUACAUACACGAGCUACUUUGAUUUUAUGGUAUACCUUGAGAAUACAUAUUAUAUAUAUAUAUAUAUGUGUGUAUAUAUAUAUAUAUACACAUACAUACACACACACGAAUGCGCGCGCGCUCGCGCGCACAUUUCACACACAUACACAUACACAUACACAAUUAGGCACGUUUAGCCAAAAAGAGAAACUUAGCAAUACAUACUGGCGCAACGCGAUUUAAACGUUAGGAUUCCUUCCGUUCCGAGUUGUCUAGUAUAAUGACUAUUAUCUUGUCUUUUCUUAUUCUUUUUUAUUGUUUUGGUUAUAUCUUUUUUUUGUUCGUUCGCAUAUGUGUGUGAAAGACAGAGAAUGGUAACAAGUAAAUGAGAGAAUCGAUUCUGUCUGAUGACAAAUUCUUUUUGUAGGUUUUAGCACCUACUUUCUUUUUUUUUUUCUUUUUGCCUAGGUUUAGUAGGUUGUACACAAUACAAUACUCGAAGUAUACUUAUCCUUUCUUAGCUUGUAAGAGAAUUUUACCGAUAAAACACAGGGAUUCUCAGUGACUUUACCAGGCCACUGACGAUAGGAAUACAUCGUUCACGAACGAAACCUGUGUAUGUAUCUCUGCGUGAAGUGAUACGUCCAGAAAGAGAGAGAGAGAGAGAGAGAGAGACAGAGAGAGAGAGAGAGAGAGAGAAAGAGAAAGAGAAAAAGGUUAAACAUUACAUAGAUUCGAAAAAUCAAAAAUGAAAAUGUUCACCAAUCGAACGUGGACGAGCGCGAAACGAGCAAACUUUUUGACGAGUAGCGUCGAUCCUCACCCUUUCCGGUACGAAUUCUCGAGAGUCAUUUAUUAGGGAUUUAAGCUGUAAACCGCAGCUGUAAACGCGGUAAACCGAAGCUAUAACAUUUUAUUCAAGACAAUAAUUACACGAACAUGUGUUUGGAAGGAACGUGUUAUCGGAAUUAUCAGGCCGUGAGAUUUGCAACGAGUUUGGGCGAGUUCGACGCUGAGAUUCUCGAAUUUUUUAAACUUUAUAUUGUAUAUACUUACGAGGGUAUCUGUAUACGAUCGAAAUAUUUGUAUACGAACCACGCAAAGAGGCCAUGUGAAUCGUAAAAUCGAAGUAAAAUUUACUCGUUUACGGUGAUUCGUCUAUUAUGAGUCCUCGAAACGUGAUAUUUUAAUGCUUGUUGUGGACAGUGAAAUUUUUAAUCGCUCGUUUCCUGCCGACGAAUCCACGAAUUGACACGUCACGAGGUUACAACUGGAAGCUUCGUAGAUAGACAUGUUUUAGAUCGAGGAAAAGAAUACGGGAAUGAUCGAUCGAGACGCGAAUCCAGGUCUAAUCGGUACAAAGAAACCACUUCUUGCCUUGAAAAAAGCUCUCUAUAAAUAUUACGCAUCAGGCGUGACCAUAUUGCGAGACAAAGGUUAAAAUGGAAGAGAAAAUAAGGGAGAAGAAGCUGGAAAAAAUGGGGAAAAAAAUAAUAAAAAAAGAAAAAAAAAUUCUUCGCAGAGUACAAAUUUAAUUCGCGGUGUUUUAUCGAGGAGGAGAAUCUUAAAAAGGAGAGGAAACAAGGAGACGGGAAAAUAAUGAAUAACGAAAAAAUAAUA
Molecule: messenger RNA, 8685 nt
Organism: Bombus huntii
Lineage: Eukaryota; Metazoa; Arthropoda; Insecta; Hymenoptera; Apidae
Product: protein abrupt-like
Exons: 8
Coding region: 2872-4737 (621 amino acids)
Biological process (GO): regulation of transcription by RNA polymerase II
Cellular component (GO): nucleus
Molecular function (GO): protein binding
Source: RefSeq, a predicted model, not a curated record